Messenger RNA from Centrocercus urophasianus (Greater sage-grouse), 2142 nucleotides. RefSeq names its product cytoplasmic phosphatidylinositol transfer protein 1-like. Gene Ontology annotation, cellular component: cytoplasm. The transcript is spliced from 9 exons. Gene Ontology annotation, biological process: phospholipid transport. Lineage: Eukaryota; Metazoa; Chordata; Aves; Galliformes; Phasianidae. Gene Ontology annotation, molecular function: phosphatidylinositol transfer activity; phosphatidylinositol binding. The coding region runs from base 743 to 1597 and encodes 284 amino acids. The record is from RefSeq and is a predicted model, not a curated record.
AGCGCGGUGGUCCCCGGGCUGUCCCGCUAUCACGCGGCUGUGCCACACGCCACGGCCACCUCUGUCGCUGUCGCUGUGUCAGCCCGCGCGGAUGAGGGGCGGCUUCUUCCCCAUCAGCUGGAAACCCCCGGGAUGUCCCUGUGUUCCCCGGUGUCCCCGGCCGGACCAGUCGCGCCCGGACAACCCCAUCCGCCACCCCCGGAGGGGCAGGUCUGAGUCAGCUCGGGGUCACUGCGUGAGGCUGUGUCCUCACCGUGUCCCCGCCGUGUUUCCUGCGGAUGGAGUACUCCAUGGGGCUGGGGGGAGCGGGACAGCCCGGCAGUGCCCCACCCGGGACCAGUGUCACCCCGGAAAGGGACCCAACGGAACCCCGACCUCUUGGGGACACGGCACGGGUGGAGCAGAACUGGGGUGUUUGGGGUCUGUCUCCACGGGCACCAGCAAGUAUGAUGCCACCCGUCACUGGAUGGGAACGCAGCACCCCCAUGGGUGGUGCUGUUUGGGGGUGUGCUCCAAGACAGCUGCACGGCAAGGAAGGGGUUAAGGCACGCUGUGAGGUAUCGGGGUGUCCCCAACCAGGGGUACACCCGGGCAGCUCCUCGUACCGGUGACCUCACGGCACUGCCAUAGCAACGCCGCAUGAAAUCACCGGCGCCAACGUGAGCAUCCAGCCCGGCACCCCGCUGUCACCACGCACCGUGUCCCCCCAGGAUGAGCUGUGCCCACGUGUGACCCCGCCACCAUGCUGGUCAAGGAGUACCGCAUCUGCAUGCCACUCACCACCGAGGAGUACCGCGUGGGGCAGCUGUACACCAUCAGCAAGCACAGCCACCAGGAGAGUGAGAAGGGUGAGGGCGUGGAGGUGGUGCGGAACGAACCCCACGAGGACCCCGUGCACGGCCCUGGGCAGUUCACCGAGAAGCGUGUCCACCUCUCCAGCAAGCUGCCCAGCUGGGCACGGGCGGUGACUCCCCGCAUCUUCUACAUCACGGAGAAGGCCUGGAACUACUACCCCUACACCAUCACUGAGUACACGUGCUCCUUCCUGCCCAAGUUCUCCAUCUACAUUGAGACCAAGUACGAGGACAACUGCGGGGAUAGCGAGAACAUCUUCCACAGCGAUAAAAUCCUGGGUGACCACGAGGUCUCCUUCCUGGACAUCGCCUUUGAUGAGAUCCCCGAGCGCUACUACCGCAGCCUGGAGCUGGUGACCGUCAAGUUCGAGGUGUGGGGGCUGCAGACGCGGGUGGAACAGUUUGUGCACAAGGUGAUCCGGGACAUCCUGCUGAUAGGGCACCGGCAAGCCUUCACCUGGGUGGACGAGUGGUGCGGCAUGACGAUGGAGGAGGUGCGGCGGUACGAGAGAGAGACGCAGGAGGCCACCAACGAGAUCAUCGGCCUGGUGGCCCCCACCAUUUCGGUCAGCGAGGUGGGGCAGCCCACAGCCACUCACUCGGCCCCCGCCAGUGCCCCCUCCACCCCUCUCGGCGACGACGCCCCCGACUUCCUCGCCCCCCCCAAAGCUCGGCCCCGCAAGAAGUCAGCGCCGGAGACCCUGAUGCUGCCUGCGCUGCGGGAACGUGCCAGCGCAGAGUGAUGCCGCACCGCGCUGCUGCACCUUGCCACCUCCCCAGCCAGACUGUCCUCUCCUCCGUGCCAGCCCUGCCACCCACCUCAUCCCCUCCGACAGCUGCUGACCCCAAAGGGGGGACCUGCCAUCAGGGCACGUGGGAGCCUUGUGGGGUUGUCGGUACCCCUGAGCCGCUGUGGGAGCCCAGGUGGGACACUGUCACCAUUGCCGUGCUGGAGCUGCUGGCUCACUGGGAGGGGACACUGGCAGCAGCAUCAGGCCAUGGUGGCAUCCCGGCACCUGGUGCAGCCCCUUGAGCCUGAGUACUGCGGCGCUUGGGGAGUGAUGCUUGAGCAGCACCCUGCAAGGUAGGCACUGGGCACAGGAGGGUGGGCAUGGGAGUGACGGUGACAGCCCAGUGCCACCUCCCGGGGUUCCCCAUGGGAUGACUGGGGCAACCCCAGGCCCUGCAGCUGAGAGCUGUGUCAGUGCGAGGGGUGCCAGGGCAUGUUCAGACCUGUGUUUUCUUUGGGAAAACAUUGGCCUUUUCAGAAAUAAAGCUGGAGACAUGG